This is a messenger RNA of Cryptococcus wingfieldii CBS 7118, 597 nucleotides long. RefSeq lists its product as hypothetical. The transcript has a single exon. NCBI's taxonomy places the organism in Eukaryota, Fungi, Basidiomycota, Tremellomycetes, Tremellales, Cryptococcaceae. The record is from RefSeq and is a predicted model, not a curated record. Bases 1 to 597 code for a protein of 198 amino acids.
AUGCCCGAGACCACUUCCACCACUCCUUCUUCCCUCGACACCAAGGAAAGCCACCAAACUACAUCAUUCCCUCCUGACAGUCUUACCGUGGACCCCUCUACUGGCCAGUCAAAGCACAAGUGUUAUUGUGCUAUGCACCUCAUUCCUUCAAUCGGGGGAAAGUCUUCAUGGGAGGGCGGUUUGCCAAUGACCAACUUCAGGGGAGCGACUGCGCGAGUACGAUUCAGCGAUAGAGAAUCCACGUUGCUUGAAGAGGGAUGUGCUGGAUCUGCAAUUAAACUCAGCUUCCGAAGUGACGAGCCCGAAGAUUAUGAAGAGGUUAUAGGCGAGGUCACUAAAAGCGAUCUUGAAGUCAUGGGUCUUUGGCCUGCCUAUCGUGACAGCUUCAAAACUGUCACAGGCGUUGAGACCGGCGUGCUCGUUGAUGGAGAGUUUGUCAACGCGUUUCAAGGCGACCCGAUCUUGGAGAUUGACCGCACACGUAUGGUUGAUAGAGAUACAUACCAUGCCGCUCACUAUGAGUUCUGGAUGACGAAUGUCUGGAAAGAGGAACUGCUGGAGCAAAAGGAAUCAGGAGAGUUGGAAUUGUGGUGGUGA